Messenger RNA from Aplysia californica (California sea hare), 1619 nucleotides. RefSeq names its product G-protein coupled receptor 52-like. Bases 1 to 1398 code for a protein of 465 amino acids. NCBI's taxonomy places the organism in Eukaryota, Metazoa, Mollusca, Gastropoda, Aplysiida, Aplysiidae. Gene Ontology annotation, molecular function: G protein-coupled receptor activity. Gene Ontology annotation, cellular component: membrane. The transcript is spliced from 2 exons. Gene Ontology annotation, biological process: G protein-coupled receptor signaling pathway. The record is from RefSeq and is a predicted model, not a curated record.
AUGAGUGCGGACGUGAACGUCACUGGAGUGAGAGGAGGUGGUGAGGAGGACAGUGUGCUCAGGAGCUACGUGGUCACUCUUGUCAACGGCUCUGGUUCUGUCCUUCUACAGGGCCAGUGGGUCGGCGGCGCCCCGAUGUGCCAGACUUACGCUUACGUUACGUGUGUGUUUACCAGUGUGUCGGUGUGGACGAUUGCAGCACUGAGCUGGGACAAGUACCAGACUAUCGCCUCACCUCUCCACCAUUCUUUGACGGCCACUGUGCGCAAGAUGUUGCCCAGCUUCUCCGCGCUGUGGCUAUGUGGCCUCCUCCUCUCCCUGCCCCCUCUUCUCGGGGGGAAUGAGUUCACCUUCCACCCAUCAAUGGGCAUCUGUGGCGUGAACUCCGCCAGUGUGUCCGGGCGUUGGUACACCUGUCUGCUCGUCUGUUUGUCUUUCAUCUUCCCCUUCUGUCUUAUGAUCUACUGUUACGCACACAUUUUCCGUAUAGCGCGUACCCAGAGCAGUCGUAUAGCGGCCACCAUGUUGCGAAUGGUGAGCGUGAUACAGGCACCUAUUGCCCCGGCUACACAGAACUCUCUCUCCAUGAGAGGCACAAAAGCCAUGGGAACAAUACUCCAGCUUAUCGGUUCUUUCGUGCUAACUUACCUCCCGUACGCCGUCAUUAUCCUCUACGAAGUCAUCUUUGCCGUGCACGCCAAUAUUGUGUUCGUUUCCAUAGCAACCACGUUGUUUCUGGCUGCCCCCUUCACCCACGCGGCCAUCUACGGGAUCAGAAAUCAGAUUUUGCGCACUUCGUUUUAUCGGUAUGCCAGACGCAAAGCUCAGAGAUGUUGUGCCAAAGACAAACGACGCGGGAGUGUCAAGUCUCAGGGCCGGAGGGUGCCGAACCACCUUAAACUGCCCAUGAAGUGCAUCGUGAAGAGUGACGGUCGACAGUACGUCCUCAGGCGCACUCUCUCCUACCAAGACAAAGAUGGCGGAGUGGGGCGUGAGGCAAUUGGAUUGGGCCACGCCGAAGGACUGACUAGACCUCAUUCAUACAACGUCCUUCAGAAAACAUUCAAUGGUCGGGGAGGUGGUGCGGGGAAUGGGGGUGCUGGUGGGACAACUCUUGGCCAAUCCAGUCCUCGUCAAAAUGGUAAUGUAGUAAAGCACGAAAAGGAGGUAUCGUUCUCGGACCAGAAUGAGAUCUCGUACAUUCUUCCUGACGGCCUGUCGCACGGCACGAGACCGGAAAUCUCCUUCUACAGCAAAGACAUUAUGAAAGAGAUGAGUGUGAUGGACUCGGAGAUGGAAGCUCUGAAUGGGCCGGGGUUCGAAGACAGAGAGGAGAAACCAGUGUCUGUAUUCCACAUCGGAGAGGAAGACGAGGAGGACGAGGAAGAAUUCCAUUAACAGAGAAAGGAUUUGCGGAGCAGGUCAUUAUUUUGUUUUGAAACAAAACUCCGUUUCGGACAAAUAUGCCAGACAUGUAUUGAUAUUUGAUCAAGAAUAUUGUUGUGAGAGGGAACAGGCUAUCUUAUUGUGUUAAAUUGAAUCAACAAAAACAUAUUUCUGUCUAUAAUUUAGUUAUGUUUCUAAUUUGUUUGUUUGUCAUUAGUUUGUCAUUAGUUGGU